AUGGCGAAGCCAGAGAGCACUAGCAGAGGCUUAAGGUGGUCCCUCGCCGGAUUCACAGCUCUAGUCACCGGUGGAACACGUGGAAUUGGGCAUGCUGUAGUGGAGGAACUGGCUGAGUUUGGUGCCACAGUGUAUACUUGUUCUAGGAAUCAAGAAGAGCUUAAUAAAUGCUUAAAUGAAUGGAAAAGUAAGGGUUUUUCGGUUCAUGGAUCGGUUUGUGACGCGUCUUCUUCUUCUCAAAGAGAGGAGCUUAUUCGACAAGUGGCCUCUGCUUUCAACGGGAAGCUCAACAUACUUGUAAACAAUGUUGGAACGAAUGUGAGGAAGCCGACAAUUGAGUAUACAACCGAAGAUUAUUCGAAAGUGAUGUCUACUAACUUGGAUUCUGCGUACCAUCUAUGCCAACUGGCGUAUCCUCUUCUCAAAGAAUCUGGAAAUGGAAGCAUUGUGUUUAUUUCCUCGGUUGCAUCUCUCACGAGUGUAGGUUCUGGAACCAUCUAUGCAGCGAGUAAAGCUGCAAUCAAUCAGCUGACGAAAAGUCUUGCUUGUGAAUGGGCAAAAGAUAAUAUAAGGAGCAACUGUGUUGCGCCGUGGUAUACAAAAACACCACUUGUGGAACAUUUAAUUGCUGAUGAAAAGUUUGUGAAUGAAGUACUAUCUCGAACACCAAUAAAGCGAAUAGCAGAAACACAUGAAGUGUCUUCCUUGGUGACUUUCCUUUGCCUGCCAGCUGCUUCCUACAUCACUGGACAGAUUGUUUCUGUUGAUGGAGGAUUUACUGUUAAUGGAUUUCAACCCAGCAUGAGGAUUACCUAA
Messenger RNA from Lathyrus sativus (Indian pea), 816 nucleotides. The record is from the annotation of a GenBank genome assembly. NCBI's taxonomy places the organism in Eukaryota, Viridiplantae, Streptophyta, Magnoliopsida, Fabales, Fabaceae.